AUGAAAAGCGACAUAAAACCAUCCAUACAAGAAUUUGUGGGAGUAUCACAACGAAUAGCAAAUUCAAAACUUACCACAGAAAGUCAUCAAAUAACAAUCAUUCCAAUAUAUUCCCCAACAGAAACGAGUACCAACGAAGAAUUAGAGGAUUACUAUGAGAAACUAGAUUACACCUUAGAGAGAUAUCGAUCACCAAUAAACCUAAUAAUUGGAGAUUUCAACAGUAAAGUUGGCUCGUGCAGUAACAAAGACAAAGCAAGAGUUGGACCACAUGUUUUUGGAAUAAGGAACAAGAGAGGAGAAAGAAUGGAAAAAUCAAAACCAAAGAUGGAAUUGGUGUUUGCCAGGUUGCAAGGUGAAAAACGAAAUAUAUUGCAUUCCAAAAGACAAUCAAAACAUAAUAAAGAACAUCCAAGUAAUCUCACAAAUAAAAUUUAG
Molecule: messenger RNA, 438 nt
Organism: Schistocerca nitens (vagrant locust)
Lineage: Eukaryota; Metazoa; Arthropoda; Insecta; Orthoptera; Acrididae
Exons: 2
Coding region: 1-438 (145 amino acids)
Source: RefSeq, a predicted model, not a curated record